Molecule: messenger RNA, 990 nt
Organism: Bacidia gigantensis
Lineage: Eukaryota; Fungi; Ascomycota; Lecanoromycetes; Lecanorales; Ramalinaceae
Exons: 3
Coding region: 1-990 (329 amino acids)
Source: RefSeq, a predicted model, not a curated record
AUGGCUGAUGCUCUUUGUGGGCCUUCAAAUGCUCUACAUACAUUUCAAAAGCACACUUCUGUGGAUAGAACCCUACAACAAGACAGACUUGCCCUUCGCCAAUCGCCCCAAGAGAGCUUCAGGUCUACUCCAACUUCUGCUCCCAGCUUUCUCGAUGCUGAAUUCGAAGCUUUUCAAUCAAGCAACCCACUUGAGCCCGGAUUUCCCGAACCACCCUCCGUUUACCAGUCACAGGCGCGAGAUGUCCAUUAUCGGGGAAUCUCGCAGCCAGACUGGGCUUCGGACUUUCAAAACCUACAGCUUGAUGGACAAUCUCAAUCGCCCAUUCCCGCUGCCCAAUUUCGUCAGUACGCUCCCCUUCAACGGAGAAGCCCAGGUGCUUGGCAUCAGGAGUUCUUGAGCGAGCCAAGUCUCUCUGAUGCACGAAAUCUGCAAGACAACGGCUCUCCAUAUUAUGAUAGCCGAUCACGUGCUCCUUUUCAACACCAGGCGUUGCCAUUGCAGCCACCUGAACGAGCGGCUCGUUACGAAGGGUUACAGAAGGAGACAGCGAACACUCACGAUACAAUAGAGCAGGGCGCUUUCGAAAAAGCUUUCGAGGAAGCUCAUGCAGCAGCAACUCGAGCUGAGGAACAGCCUGCUACAGAUAUUUCCUUGGAGCCUCAAAAUCAGAACCAUGUGGUAGAUGAUGUGGACAGUACCAUACCUUAUCGAAUUGGCUCAGAUAGAAUACUCGAUGAAAGUAUAGACAAGGAUAUGAGUCAGGGAUUCACGGAUGAAGGGGACGAUCUGGCGAGAACAGCUGGGCAAUUGCUCGAGAACGUGAAAGGGGACAUAAGUCAGAAGUUCCAGGAAAGUAGCUUUCUCUCGUUGAUGAGACAGCUGAGAGACCGAGAGGUCAAAUUAGAAGGAGAUAAAUUUACAACCGCAAUGCAGCCUCUACAUCCUGGAGGCGCCAAUUAUCCUUCCGAGUCUAAAGCAGAGACUUGA